Dicentrarchus labrax (European seabass) is the source of this 1728-nucleotide messenger RNA. Its product is annotated as anti-sigma-I factor RsgI2-like. Lineage: Eukaryota; Metazoa; Chordata; Actinopteri; Moronidae. Bases 130 to 1182 code for a protein of 350 amino acids. The record is from RefSeq and is a predicted model, not a curated record. The transcript is spliced from 6 exons.
CUGAAACAGGAAGUGUGCUAUAGGAGCUGAAGUGCUGCCUGUUCAGAGGGACGGCAGACAGAGAAACUCUUCCACACAGCGAGGACACACAGAGGUUUCACUGUUCUAGACACUCUGGUGAGGACGAAGAUGAAGCAGCUUUAUGUUCUCAUGGUGAUGGCUGUGAUGUCAGCAUUGGUGAAUUCUGGGGCUGCGACUACUACCAGAAAACCCUGGACGACAAGUGGAUCUGAUGGGCAAAAUUUAAACGGGAAGAUGUUCACUUUGUCUCGUGAUGGAGGAGGAAUAUACUUCUAUCCCCCCGGUUAUUCCCCUUGGUUUAUUACUACUCCCUACCCAACACGCAGAUACACAACACGUGGCUACUUCACCACCACCACCCCCAAACCCACCACCACCACCCCCAGACCCACCACCACCACCCCCAAACCCACCACCACCACCUACAAACGCACCACCACCACCCCCAAACCCACCACUACCACCCCGAAACCCACCACCACCACCCCCAAACCCACUACCACCACCUACCCUCCCUGGACCACAGCACCUUCUACUAGAGGUGUGUCCGUGUGUCUGCGUUACCUCACCGACUACAGUCAAUCAAGCAGCCCCACAAUCUUCAAGCUCAGUCCAUCAGGCUCAAACACUCUGAUGCUGUCAAGCAGUUACAGUGGUGUGUAUACCCUGUCCUAUGGAUACAGUAAUUACAUGUACUUCCGACCUAACAUAAUGUUGUGGUCGAAUAUUCAACCGGACAUCUGGACCAGAGUCUGCGUCACCGUGGACACCGUGAAGCGUGUGGCUCAGGUGUUUAACGGCUCGACCGUGAGCAUCAGGAAGCUGCUGCCUUAUCAGUAUGUCUGGUCAGGUGAGCCUGUGAUUGAUUUUUCAGGUUUUGAUGGUCAGUUCACAGAUGUCCAGGUCUGGAAUUAUCCUCUCAACUACAAAGAAAUCUACAACUACAUGACCAGCAGUGGCUAUGGGUGGUACCACGGCUCCGUCCUCACCUGGUCCUCCAUCAAAUACUCUCCCAGAGGAUACACGCUACUGGAGGACGUCUAUGAGAGGCAGGCGAAACAGCCAAUGAGAAGCAGGGGGAGAGGACAUCGACCAAACUGGGAGAAGAAGAAGAGAGCGUUUAUCUAUGUGGAAGGGUGGAAAGAAAGACAACAGCUUUAAUGAAACAUCUGUUCUACGUUUAUUAAUACAGAAUUCUUAACUAUUCAAUCAAUUAACAAGCAUUAUACCUUAGUCUGGGUGAGCACUCGAGGUCUAUAUGAGCGGAGGCAACUAGAAAUAUCUCCUGUUGCUAAGUCGUAUCUAAGGUUUGUCCUAUGUACUGGAGAAGUGAACGUUUCUGUUGCAUUAUUAGCUGGUAAUGAUUCUUCCAGGUAUUAGUCAAACCCUCAGGUGACACCAGGGAAGUGGAGUUAAAAACUUAAGAUUUCUGAUUGCAAAACGCAUGAAAAUAUAAAAUAAUGAUCUUUGGCAUGUGACCAUGGUUUAAUCGGGCUAAUGCCCUUCGAGGUUUCCAUAAUCAGGAAUUAAUGGAGGAAACAGUCCGACGAUCUGGGCUCCACGUUAUCCAUUACUGAUUUAUGUGAUUAUAUUUCUAUAGACUCUCAGUAACAGAAUUCAUUUCACAUCUUUGACUUUAUAUUGUUCUCUUUUUAAGUUGUGGUUUUCUUAAUUUUGUAUAUUAUUAAAAACUAUACAAAAAAAGGA